Messenger RNA from Hevea brasiliensis (rubber tree), 1272 nucleotides. Its product is annotated as serine/arginine-rich SC35-like splicing factor SCL30. Gene Ontology annotation, molecular function: RNA binding. The transcript is spliced from 8 exons. Gene Ontology annotation, cellular component: cytoplasm; nuclear speck. The record is from RefSeq and is a predicted model, not a curated record. Lineage: Eukaryota; Viridiplantae; Streptophyta; Magnoliopsida; Malpighiales; Euphorbiaceae. Gene Ontology annotation, biological process: mRNA splicing, via spliceosome. Bases 169 to 984 code for a protein of 271 amino acids.
AUCACAAACCGGGUCACGCUUCUGAUCUCUAGGGUUUUAUAUAAAGGCUCCACCUUUGCUUUGAAUCUUCAAUAGACUUACAGUGCUAUAUGCAGGCUUCAGAUCCAAGUAAAAGCUUCGCUUCUCUUAGCUCAUAAGCUUCCUUCUUGUUUCGUCUCAGGCAAUAUUAUGAGGAGGUACAGUCCACCAUAUUAUAGUCCUCCAAGGAGAGGAUAUGGAGGCCGAGUCAGAAGCCCACCAAGGAGAGGAUAUGGAGGUGGUGGGGGGUAUGGGAGACGCAAGGAGCAGAAUCAUGGAAGCCUACUGGUUCGAAACAUCCCUCUUGAUUGCAGACCAGAAGAACUUAGAGUUCCAUUUGAGAGAUUUGGUGUUGUAAGGGACGUGUAUAUUCCAAAGGACUAUUACACAGGGGAACCUCGUGGGUUUGCAUUUGUGCAGUUUUUGGAUUCAUAUGAUGCCAUGGAAGCUCAGCGUCGCAUGAAUGGACAAAUUUUUGCUGGGAGGGAAAUAUCUGUUGUGGUUGCAGCAGAGACAAGGAAAAGGCCUGAGGAAAUGCGGCAAAGAGCUAGGGUUAGAGGACCAUCAGGCUAUGGAGGACGAUCAUCUUAUUAUGGACAUUCUCGGUCUCGAUCACCAUCCCGAUCACGCUCCCCUCGUCAUCAUAUGAGUUCUCGGUCUCGAUAUCGUUCAAGGUCGUAUUCUCCUGCCUCAAGGCGGCGGGACUACUCUGCUUCCCCAGGUAGAAGGCAUGCAGACCAUCUUAGGUCUCCUGGUGGUCCUCCACCAGAGCAAGAUGGUGAUCACAUUCGCAGGUCAUAUUCUCCUGGUUAUGGUGCGGAUGAAAAUGGCCAUGGUUAUGGCGAGAAACCUCCAUAUGAUUCUGAGGAUGCAAGAGCUUGGAGGCCAUCACCUGGUAGAGCUUCAAGGUCACCCACUGGUUCUAGAUCUAGGUCCGCUGACUUGUCACCCAGGCGCAGUAGAUGAGGCAAGAUGGACUGGGAGUAUGUUAUUUUGGUUGCCAAUUUCUGUGUAGCGGUUUGUAAUGUGAUUUUCUUUCUAGAACUUGAACGUGAUAGAGCCGUAACAGUACUCUCGUGUUGAAUCAUGCGGGGAUAUAUGUGUUUUCUGAACCCCAAAUAUUUGGUUUUUAAGGCACCCAUGAGAUGUUACUUCGUAUCUCUAUGUGAAAUACUAGUCUGGUUUGGCACAAAUCUUGUGCAUUAAUGUUAAUGGAAUGGUAGGGCUCUGCAAAUGCAUGUUUUUAUUCUGUUA